AUGAGGAAAAACAUCAAGAGUUUUCAGGUGCAUUUCAGGUACAUUUCAGGACCCGAUUUGGCCGCCACGCUGCUCCCGGGACAGGAAUCCUCCCUCCAGGCUCUGCAGGGCCACCCGUCCCCUGAUCUAAUCUACCAUGCUUGGGACAAGAACCCACGGGGAUCAAGUCAGACCGAGCGGGCCUACCAGAAGCAGCCCACCAUCUUCCAGAACAAGAAGCGGGUGCUGCUGGGCGAGGGUGGCAAAGAGAAGCUGCCCCGCUACUACAAAAACAUCGGCCUGGGCUUCAAGACUCCCAAGGAGGCGAUCGAGGGCACCUACAUCGACAAGAAGUGUCCCUUCACUGGUAAUGUCUCUAUCCGUGGCCGAAUCCUGUCAGGUGUGGUUACCAAGAUGAAGAUGCAGCGCACCAUUGUCAUCCGUCGGGACUACCUGCAUUACAUCCGCAAGUACAACCGCUUCGAAAAGCGCCACAAGAACAUGUCUGUGCAUCUCUCCCCCUGCUUCAGGGAUGUCCAGAUCGGGGAUAUUGUCACCGUGGGAGAGUGUCGUCCCCUCAGCAAGACUGUCCGGUUCAAUGUCCUCAAAGUCACAAAAGCUGCUGGUACCAAGAAGCAAUUCCAGAAGUUUUAAAAACAGCGUAAGGAAGAUACGCGGGGCAAAUAAAAGUUUUGUAAAAACAUA
Messenger RNA from Pygoscelis adeliae (Adelie penguin), 684 nucleotides. It is a transcript of the gene RPS11, whose product is annotated as ribosomal protein S11. Gene Ontology annotation, molecular function: structural constituent of ribosome. Lineage: Eukaryota; Metazoa; Chordata; Aves; Sphenisciformes; Spheniscidae. Gene Ontology annotation, cellular component: ribosome; cytosolic small ribosomal subunit. Bases 1 to 633 code for a protein of 210 amino acids. Gene Ontology annotation, biological process: translation. The transcript has 6 exons. The record is from RefSeq and is a predicted model, not a curated record.